GAACCUCGCAAGAUAUGACGCUUUAGGAAACCACGAAACUUAGCAAGCUCGUCGCAUCCACCAGAGAAGCCAGCCUCUAUGAUAGCAUGCCAAACAUCAAGACUGACUUUAUCAGUGCGACAAUGCUCUUCCGUAUACAGGUUUCGAUGCGAAAGAAUCCUGGGGCUGUGUUCGUUCCAAGGAUUGCGGGUGGUGUUUCAUUGAUUAAAUAGAGGCGGCUGUCGUUCUCCUAGUUACGCGUUCUCGCUUCGCAUCGGAUCCCUCGGAUCUUCGUUUAAAGGCAGCCUGUCCGACUCCACAUAACUCCUGCAGAAGGAACCUGUCACCAGUGUGAUUUGGUAAGACUUCUUGGUCUGAUCAAAUAUUGUUCUACGUCGGGAUUUGACCAAUAAUGUCUGCAGUUCGCUCAUCUCGGAGAUGGCAUAGCAAGUCGAGGACUGGCUGCCAGGGGUGCAAAUCCAGGAAAGUCAAGUGUGAUGAACAUCGACCUUCUUGUCGCAAUUGUCUGAAACGAGCAACGAAAUGCGACUUCCUUGAUUCCGAACCCCCAGUACCGUUAUCUAUAUCAGGAUCGCAGAACCUAGAACUGGAACUUUUGCAUAAUUUCACGGUCGCAACGGCGGCAACCCUCAGCACCGAGACCCAGACUCGGGACAUGUGGCGUGUAGCUGUACCUCAGAUCGGAUUUGGUACUCGAUACAUAAUGGACUGUAUACUGUCUUUAUCAGCUCUGCACAUGGCAAGAUCCGACAUCAAACGACGCGAUCUUCUUCUCUCGCAGGCAAACGUACACCUCAAUGCAUCACUGAAAGAAGCCUUGCCUCUGAUCCCAAGCGUCAAUAAAAGCAAUUGCGAUAAGUUGUUCCUCUUCUCAGUAUUGGUAUUAUACAUCAACCUGGCGAGCCCAAGACGGGAAGAAGACAUGCUCGUGCUUGAAAGUGACAAAAUGCCACAGUGGCUGUUCCUUCUUCGCGGUAUCAAUCCAAUCGUGGAACCUUAUGAAGAAGCUCUGGUCUCAUCUUCAGUAUCCCUCAUAUAUCGAGCCACGGAAAGCAGUUACCAAUUCUGGUUUAGCCACACCCCAGCCGAAGAUCUGAACCUCGAUGAUCUCGAGGCAGGUAUCCGAAUCCGUACCCAGAAUGACGAAGCCAAACAAAAGGUUCUUAUAGAUACUACUCAGAAGAUGAGACGGAGUUACACCUUUCUCCACAGACUUGGGGACGAAGCGAGGAUACGGGGUUUUUACACCUUUCUUUUUGAGAUAAGUGAUGAGUACUUAACCUUGCUCAAAAACCUCGACAGCGACUCCUUGUGCAUAUUCGCUUUCUUCUCAGUUCUUAUUCAAGACUUUGAAAAGUACUGGUGGGCGAAGGGGUGGGGCAAACAUCUAAUUAAGAGAAUUUACUUUUUAUUGGACGAAGAGUAUAGGAUAUACAUACGAUGGCCUAUCGAACAGAUCGGAUGGGUACCACCAUACACACAUUCAUGAUGUAGGAUAAGUGUUGAAGCAAUCAGUCGUUCUUCUCUUAAUACCAACUUUUAUCGCAAACUAAUCCGGACACCACGCCCAUGUCAUCGACCAAGUAAGACAUCUAAACA
This is a messenger RNA of Aaosphaeria arxii CBS 175.79, 1599 nucleotides long. RefSeq lists its product as uncharacterized. The transcript has 2 exons. Gene Ontology annotation, biological process: regulation of transcription by RNA polymerase II. The coding region runs from base 392 to 1489 and encodes 365 amino acids. Gene Ontology annotation, molecular function: zinc ion binding; DNA-binding transcription activator activity, RNA polymerase II-specific. The record is from RefSeq and is a predicted model, not a curated record. NCBI's taxonomy places the organism in Eukaryota, Fungi, Ascomycota, Dothideomycetes, Pleosporales.